Messenger RNA from Malania oleifera, 2219 nucleotides. RefSeq lists its product as uncharacterized. The transcript has 6 exons. Lineage: Eukaryota; Viridiplantae; Streptophyta; Magnoliopsida; Santalales; Ximeniaceae. Bases 316 to 1887 code for a protein of 523 amino acids. The record is from RefSeq and is a predicted model, not a curated record.
AAAAACAAUAAAAAAAUCAUCCUAGAAUGGGUAAAACCCUAUUCCUCCUCCCCACGCGGCAGAAGGGUUUAUAAACCCCUCUCACCCUCCACUCCUUCCCUGCUUCCCACACCUACACCUUUCAUUAUGGAAUCACUCCACUUACCAAAGCUGAGUUCUCCGCCCGCCGGCCUGCAACGCGUUUCGCCGAUCAAUUGCGUCGGUCUUGGCAAAGCUUUCAUGUGAAGGGUGCAGGCUGAUAGAAUUAUCACAAUCAGGGAUUGUGCUGUUUUUUGCACUGGAAGUGCAUGAAACAGGAUCGCAGAAAGGUACCAUAUGUCGACAAUGGAUUUGAAACUUAAGAGUAUAAACUGGGUUGGGAACAUAUACCAGAAGUUUGAGGCUAUGUGCAAUGAGGUAGAUGAUAUCGUGGGCCAGGAUACAGUGAGAUACGUUGAAAACCAGGUGCAGACAGUCGGUGAAAGUGUGAAGAAAUUUUGUUCUAAUGUGGUGCAAAAUGAUUGGCUUGAGGCCAGGUUGAGUGUGGUACAAGAUAUACUUCCUCCUUUUGUGGAUUCUGCAAAACAUGAAGCUCAAGCAGCUGCUCUGAAACAAAAUGCCACCCAUGAGAAGUCAAUGAUAAACAUUGAGGGAAAUCCUGUAAAUAAUGAGUUAAGGCAAUCAUUUGUGGAGCCAUAUGUAACCAGUCGUGUGAGUAGGCAGCUAAAUAAUGCAUCAUCUUUGAGUGGACUUCAUUGCGUAAAUGAACUUAUACCUGCACCAUCUAUGGAUCCUAUUAGAAGGGCGGACUCUGAUUUAUCUUCAAGACAAAGUGACACUGUUUUGAUGUAUAAAAACCCAGAUGCUAGUGUUGAAGAAUGUGCCCUAGGAAAGAAGCAAUCUUCAACUGAGAUGAUGGAGGCACUCUCUCCCAGCAAGAAAAAUUCUUGUGAAUCAAUAUUCUUCAGAGAGUCUGUUACUGAAAAGCAUGAAAAUUCAUCUGGUAUUUUGGGCGAUGUUUCAUCAGCAACUUCUUUUGAUGGUACAGAGUUCAAAUCCCACCAAGAAGUGGGGUUCUGUUGUGACAAGUUGGUAAAUGAAACUGAAUCCGUUUCUGAUGUUUCAAGCAGUAUUCGACCUUCAGAACUCUUGCCCUCAGCAGCAUCUUACAAGAAUAAAAUCUCAGAAAUGGGACUCACGUCCUCUUUCACUUCCAAUUCCUUAUCGACUGGAUCUGGCUGCCUGUCUGAAACUUCACACAAGGAAUUCCUGCAAAAGGUGGAGAAUAGUGUUGAUAACCCUGCUAAUUCAUCUGGGUGCUAUUCUGGUACGCCCAUCCCAGCCUUAUCUUGUCAUUCAGUCUGGAAUGCAUCUAGCGGGAACCAAGUAGUGGAGACAGAGGCUGCUUUAUCCAGCAGUGUUGUGUCAUUUGGAUCCAAUGUGUUGGACACCUACGGUACUAGUGAGGCAGAGUCUCUGUCUGGAUCAUGUGGAAAUAGGCAUGAACAGCAAUGUGACUCUAUUCAAAUGGGGGGUUUCACUGCCUCUUUAGAAUUUGGGCAUUCAGAUGACUUUGAUGAUAUUACUGAUCCUGGUAUGGUAGACACUGAUUUGUGUGAUAAGGUGAAGCUUGAAGAUAGUUGUGUCAUUGUCGAUGGUAGUUUGCCUAAUGCCUCAUUUAGAGCUCGAAAACCAAGAUCAUACAAGAUAAAAAUCCGGGAGGCUUUUACUUCAAGGAAGAAGUUGGCAAAGGAGUAUGAGCAGCUAGCCAUUUUAUAUGGAGACACUGAUGUGCAAUGCAGCCAACCCGAUGUGCAAAACCUCUGGCCAUCUGUUUCCAUAACGCCCUUGGACUCGAAGAAACGGCCAUUGCAUGAUUUAUGUGACUCUGAGUGGGAGCUGCUGUAAUUAAUUCCCUCGGUCUCUGUGAAUAACUGAUACUGCUGCUGCUGGGUGUUAAUAGUUAUGGUUGAAGUCUUCUCUUUCAGCAUGAAGAUGCACAAUAAAGCAUCCAAAAAUGGUGCAUGAGGAACCAUAGUUGUUUCCCGGGAUGGAAAUUAUUCUUAUUGAUAAAUUGUCAGAAUUUUUAGCCUUUUGGUUACUGAAUGACAUGUUCAUAUUAUGCUCCUAAGACAUGUAGUUAUAUUAUCCCAGCAUUCUCAUUCUUAAAAUUAUAUCCUUCCAUUUGAAUACCCAAAUAUUUGCGCAUAUAUGCCUAAAAACAAAUUAGAGAACAUAAA